Hevea brasiliensis (rubber tree) is the source of this 706-nucleotide messenger RNA. Its product is annotated as calcium-binding protein KRP1. NCBI's taxonomy places the organism in Eukaryota, Viridiplantae, Streptophyta, Magnoliopsida, Malpighiales, Euphorbiaceae. Gene Ontology annotation, molecular function: calcium ion binding. Bases 207 to 575 code for a protein of 122 amino acids. The record is from RefSeq and is a predicted model, not a curated record. The transcript has a single exon.
UUCCUAGAAGCCCAUGUACAGCUCCAAGAAAAUGGUCUUGACAUUCCUUCCUUACCUGUAUCCUAGUUGUCUUCCAUGGCCUCUCCAUCUCGGAAAUACCAUCUGCCCACCUAUUUAUAGACGCACCCAUCCAUUCAUUUCUCAUCCUCAGCAAAACCCACAUCUCAAUUCUCCAAUUAUAUCUCUAUUUUUCUCCAACUUCAUAGAUGGCGUCCUCACAAAACCAAAACCCAUCCCCCAACUUCCAUGACUACCUGCCUCUUAUGGCCCACAAGCUGGGCGGCGAUGGCCUAAUCGGGGAGCUAUGCAAUGGGUUCAAUCUUCUGAUGGAUAGUGAAAAGGGUGUGAUCACUUUCGACAGUCUGAAAAGAAAUUCUGCUCUAUUGGGAUUGCAAGACUUGAGUGAUGAUGAUUUGAGGUGUAUGUUAAAGGAAGGUGAUUUUGAUUGUGACGGCGCACUCAAUCAGAUGGAGUUCUGCGUUCUUAUGUUUAGAUUAAGCCCUGAGUUGAUGGAGGAGUCCCGGUUUUUGCUAGAGGAGGCUCUUCUACAGGAGUUGAAGGAUUUUUCUUAUUGAAUCUGUAUUAUUCUUGGGCUUUGAUUUCCCAUUUGGAUUUUUUUUUGUUUGAUAUUCUUUUGUUGGAUCUAAUAUUUACUGAUGCUAUUUAGACUAUGAAAAAUACAGAAAAAGAUGACAAAUUUACGCUU